GAUAGAAGAGAAUUACAGCAUUAGGAGAAACUAGAGACGUCCCCUAUCUGACAGAAUAUACAGCAUUACACCCCAAACAGGUGAUGUCCCCUACCUGAUAGACACGCUAUACAAUAUUACAGUCGGUGAUGGUUGGAGACCUGACAGACUACAGCCGGUGAUGGUUGGAGACCUGACAGACUACAGCAUUACAGCUGGUGAUGGUUGGAGACCUGACAGACUACAGCCUGUGAUGAUUGGAGACCUGACAGACUACAGCAUUACAGCCGGUGAUGGUUGGAGACCUGACAGACUACAGCCGGUGAUGGUUGGAGACCUGACGGAUUACAGCCGGUGAUGGUUGGAGACCUGACAGAUUACAGCCGGUGAUGGUUGGAGACCUGACAGACUACAGCAUUACAGCCGGUGAUGGUUGGAGACCUGACAGACUACAGCAUUACAGCCGGUGAUGGUUGGAGACCUGACAGACUACAGCAUUACAGCCGGUGAUGGUUGGAGACCUGACAGACUACAGUAUUACAGCGGGUGAUGGUUGGAGACCUGACAGACUACAGCAUUACAGCCGGUGAUGGUUGGAGACCUGACAGACUACAGCAUUACAGCCGGUCAUGGUUGGAGUAGAGAUAUAUCAAUUGAACAACCAGAAGCCUCGUUGACUUGAACCAGCAACCUAGCCGAUACAGGACCAGGAGACCAGUCAACUCAUUAGUUUCUGCGCCGUAGAGUUGGGGACCUCUUUGACUGUGGUAACGAUGCCGGCAGAAACGCGUGCCACCGGGGACGGGACCUGUCAGGCUCUGUGCCAAACCCUGGUCUAUCAGAACGGGAUCCAGAGAGACACGGCUGACAUCUCCAAGUCUCUCCUCUACACAUCACUGAUGGGGCUGCUACUGGUUGUAGACAAAGAGAAAGAAAAGCUCAAGGUUGGGAGUGGAAGAGUCGGCCUUCGUAACGUAGGAAACACGUGUUUUCUGAAUGCGGUGGUUCAGUGUCUAUCUCACACCAGAGGUCUGAGAGACUACUGUCUGGUCAAAGCCUACAGACAGGAGAUGUGCAGUAGAGAGGAACCACACCUCAUGGAGGCGUUCUCCCAGGUGCUGUUGAGUCUCUGGGAUGUGAAUGAAGAAAACCAUAACACAAAAGUGAAUCCUGGGAAGUUCUACAGCAUCUUCAAAGACGCGGUGCCUUACUUCAGCGGAUACAGUCAACAGGAUGCUCAGGAGUUUCUCAGGUUCUUAUUGGACAGGCUUCACUGUGAGAUCAACCGUCGGCCGUACGUCCGGCUCACCAGCCUGGAGCCUGAACCCAAAUGCACCACAGUCAGGAUUGACGAGCAGGCGUCUGCAAUGUGGAAGAGACACCUGGAGAGGGACGACAGUAAGAUCGUAGAUCUGUUUACAGGUCAGCUGCGUAGUUCUCUUCACUGCUCUGUGUGUUCUCACUACUCCACCUGCUUCGACGUCUUCUGCGACCUGUCUCUACCCGUCCCUAAGAGGAGUGCAACAGGGGGCGGGUCUCUGAGGGAGUGUCUUGAUCUGUUCACACAGGAAGAGAAGCUGGACGAGGAGAACGCUCCCAUGUGCGAGAGGUGUAACAGACGGACAGAGAGCACCAAGAGGCUGACCAUCCAGAGAUUCCCACAGGUCAUCGUCAUGCAUCUGAACCGGUUUGCCAUGUCGCGGUAUAUGGUGUGUAGGAGUACAGUGUGUGUCUCCUUCCCUCUGACCAGCCUGGAUAUGGGGCCCUACGGACCGGUUGACUGUGGUCCCGUGUUGUAUGAUCUGUAUGCAGUGUGUAACCACAGUGGGACAGUCAACAUGGGCCACUACACAGCCUGUUGCCUGGAGAACGACGGAUCGGGAUGGUGCUGUUACAACGACUCCUGUGUGACUCCUAUAUCAGAGAACCAACUGCAAUCUGCUCAGGCCUACGUCCUCUUCUACCAACGCAGGAAGUGAACCAUCGGGCAGCCAAUCACUACAGCUUUAACUGCAAGCAUAGCAAUCAGCAGCCAAUCAGAAAAACUGUUACUACAAGCAGAGCUUUCAGCAGCCAAUCGCUACAGCUGUUACUACAAAUGGAAUAUUACAAACAGCUGUGAUGUAGCGCUAUUGUAACCAAGCAACCAGCAUCUCAACCAAGUGGUCUGAUGUUGGACUACUUGAGGAUUGAGUGAGUCUGGGACAAAGACCGCACAAAGGCAUAGAAAGACAGAAGAUUGGAAUAGACAGCUUGGGUGAGGAGAGGAGAAAGAGAAGACCAGUGUAGGAGUGUUCAGUGUUCAGACAGUUAUCACUGGACACACACACAGCUUGGGUGAGGUGAGGAGAAAGAGAAGACCAGUGUAGGAAUGUUCCUAGCCAGCUCAGCUAGGAGCGUGUGUGUGUGUGUAGACCUUCAGUUCAAACAGACAGUUAUCACUGGACACACACAACCAUGAGGAAACAUGUCAACAAACAUGUUAUCGGACACUAUUAACUUAGUGCUACACACUAACCAACUAACCAACUAUCGGACAGACCGCUUUACAGAGAAGCCUUCAGAAUGUGUUAUAAUAGUCUAGACGACAUCUGUACUGGUAGAAACAUUCAUCCCUGAGUAGAAAGUUGCUUUCUAUUUUUAUGCUGCUAAAAAUAUAUAUACAUUUUUAUAAAACACCAACUAGGUGUAGGUGCAUCAAAGGGGUAUUUGAGCAACAUUUUUCUAAAUUAACAAUUAUUUAAAUGAUAAUUUCUUUACAUAAUCACUUGUUGUUUUUCCUUUCUUAUUUAACUUAAUUAAUUUGAUUAAAAUGUUUUGUUUCGCUUCUUCUUGGCAAGUGAAAACGUAAAUAAAACAGGUUGGCAUGACA
Molecule: messenger RNA, 2851 nt
Organism: Oncorhynchus kisutch (coho salmon)
Lineage: Eukaryota; Metazoa; Chordata; Actinopteri; Salmoniformes; Salmonidae
Gene: usp21
Product: ubiquitin specific peptidase 21
Exons: 12
Coding region: 753-1958 (401 amino acids)
Biological process (GO): protein deubiquitination
Molecular function (GO): cysteine-type deubiquitinase activity
Source: RefSeq, a predicted model, not a curated record